CUCACGUGAUCCGGUAACGUGUGCUGGUGUGACGGGUUUAUACCUGGUUUGUGUGGCUCGUGACAAAGUUUAGGGAGGUUUUUAAGAAGGGAAAAAAAAAACCAUUUUAUUUACUGUAGUCUAUGUUUUAUGAUACAGUAGGUGUUAAUAAUUUUAGUCGUGUGUGUGUGUGUGUGUGUGUGUGUGUGUGUGUGUGUGUGUGUGUGUGUGUGAGAGAGUGGGUGGCUUGACGCGGACUUCAUUGUGUUGGACUCACCUGUCGACUCUAACGAGGAAGUGCGACUGUCAGGAGAGAGCAUUUCCGCCAAUGGCAACUUUUAACGCCUCGCUUUUCUUCCAAAAAGUCUGUAUGCGUUUAAUUCCGUAAAACUGGUGAUUAUUCGGGGUUUUAAAGUGAGAUUGGAGGUAAAAGGAAAACGGGUUGAACACAUCAGCAGAAGUGAGUGAAGUGAACCAGGCGGCUGUCAGUCUUCUGGUCAGGAUGGACGAUCUGUUGAACAGUAGCUGGAGAAUGGAUUCAGAAAGUAGCAUGAGCGAUUCAGCCUCCCCUUCUUCUUCACUGCUGUUGUCCAACAUUUCCACCAGGUCCAACAUGACGGUGGUCAUAUCGGAGAACGGGACACUGGUGGAGGACGAGAUCUUUCUGAACACAGUUACUGCUCAGGUCCUGUCUGGGAUCUUUGUUUGGUGUGCACUGCUAAUCACGUGUCAUCAGAUCUACUCGCACCUGAGGUCAUACACAGUGCCAAACGAGCAGCGCUACAUCAUCCGCAUCCUCUUCAUCGUGCCCAUUUACGCCUUCGACUCCUGGCUCAGCCUCCUCUUCAUCAGCAAUGACCAGUACUACGUCUACUUCGACUCCAUCCGUGACUGUUAUGAAGCUUUUGUAAUCUACAACUUCCUGAGCCUGUCUUUUGAGUAUCUCGGAGGAGAGAGCGCCAUCAUGGCCGAAAUCCGAGGAAAACCGAUUCCGUCGAGCUGCAUGUAUGGCACCUGCUGUCUGGCUGGAAUGAGUUACUCCAUCGGCUUUUUAAGAUUCUGCAAACAGGCAACACUUCAGUUCUGUGUGGUGAAACCCAUCAUGGCCAUCAUCACCAUUUUCUUACAAGCUUUCGGCAAAUAUCACGAUGGAGAUUUCAACGUGAACGGAGGCUACCUCUACAUCACAAUCAUCUACAACGUCUCUGUGAGUCUGGCCCUCUACGCCCUGUUCCUCUUCUACUCUGCCACCAGUGACCUCCUGAGGCCCUUUGAGCCUGUGCUCAAAUUCUUGACCAUCAAAUCAGUCAUCUUCCUCUCCUUCUGGCAAGGCAUGAUCCUGGCCAUCCUGGAGCGCUGUGGCGUGAUCCCAGAAGCAUUAAUCAUAGACGGGCACGAGGUGGGCGCAGGGACGGUAGCAGCCGGCUGGCAGAAUUUCAUCACCUGCAUCGAAAUGUUCUUCGCCGCUAUCGCGCUCCGCUACGCCUUCACGUACGACGUAUAUCAGGAGAAGACGAGCCAAGCUCCAGAUAACGUGGCCCCCAUGCACAGCAUCUCCAGCGGACUGAAAGAGACCAUCAACCCUGGGGACAUGGUGCAGGAUGCCAUCCACAACUUCUCUCCAGCCUACCAGCAGUACACACAGCAGUCCACGCAGGAGGUGGUGCAGCCGAGCCAGAACGGCAAGCCGGGCCCCGCCGCCGGCAAGAACCCCAAGAAGUCUGACAAAAUCACGCUGAUCGACACGGACGAUGAGUUCUAAAGAGCGCGUGUGUGUGUGUGUGUGUGUAUAGGGAAAAGGGGAUCCACGGAAACACAGAACAUCAUCCAGAUUCCAAAUUCCAGACCAUGUAGCGUGCGCUUUGUUGAAGGCUACAUAAUCCCAGAUUGAUCAUAAAUAACGAACGUCUAGAAAAGGAUUCGAGGAAAUUAACAAGCACGGUGUUCUUUCUUCUGUCAAGGGAAAACAGUGGGGUAUUUUUCUUCAGUUCUCGCACGUCGUCGUUGCUUCAUCACCUUGCUCCUGCUUUGUCCUGCUGACAGAACGAUGCCGCUGCUGCCGGGAUCCCGCGUGACUCCUGGCUGUGUUACAGCAUGACCUAACGGUAAAGGAGGUGUUCAGAAAGCUCAUCCGGGCCGAGCAGACACUUCACAGAGCGCCUCUUUUGAACUCUUUUUCUCAACGGCCCUCGGUUUCGGUCUCUCAGAAAUGUCUCUCAAAGACACCGUGGUUGCGGAGCGCUGCACUUCAAACCGUUCACCUCGGCUCUUUGAAACACUUCCCAUCUCCUGCAUCAAGGACGCAAGCAACGGCUUAGGAACUUCUCCUGUCUGAAUUUUUCAUCUCGAGCACGUCUAAUCCUUUCUGAACAGCUCAGCAGAUUUACACUAUACACAUUGAAGGAAGCUAUGUUUUUAAUUGUAAAUAAUUUGUAUAUAAUUAUUUAGUUGCACAGGUGAUGGGAAAUGAAAGGUUAAUAUAAUGUUAGUGUAAAGAAAUAUUUAGUUAAUGUGUUGUACUUGAUGCUAUUCACUGGUUUUGCUUCACAUUCACUUUUUACAAUCCUUUUAAAAAGAUGAUCUGUUUUUUUUUUUUUUUAAAUGAGCAGUAUAUAUAUAAUCUAUAUCGAGUGUCAAACUUUGAACUGAUUUAUGAAUGUUAAAUAUGGCACAUAGUUUAUUAUUCACAGGUUAAACAGGACAAGCGAUCAAUACGGUUCUUUUUUUUAAUGAGCUCCAUGCAGAUUAUGAAGCUUCUGCAGUUCUAAAAGCGAUCUGUUCUCAUACUCACUGUUCAGAAAGUAUUUGCGAUGUUUCCAGUCAUGUUUUAGCUGGGCUUAUAUACAUGUAUAGGUGUACACUUAAACAUCCUUUCGUUAAGUUAAGCUGCUGUUCAUGUGGAUCACUUCUGGAUCUGAAUAAAGAAAGCUCUUUCAAA
This is a messenger RNA of Hemibagrus wyckioides, 2917 nucleotides long. RefSeq names its product transmembrane protein 184a (gene tmem184a). The record is from RefSeq and is a predicted model, not a curated record. Bases 482 to 1741 code for a protein of 419 amino acids. Gene Ontology annotation, molecular function: transporter activity. Gene Ontology annotation, cellular component: early endosome membrane. The transcript is spliced from 9 exons. Lineage: Eukaryota; Metazoa; Chordata; Actinopteri; Siluriformes; Bagridae. Gene Ontology annotation, biological process: transport.